CCAAAACCUUCUCUCUUCCCAUCUGGCCCUCUCGAGAUUCCUGUAUCCAUUAAACCCGUCUUGCUUAACUCUGUUCGGCGCGCACGGGUUGUCGGCCAUGGUAAACGUGGACGAAAGCCUGGCCGUCCACGGUCUGUAAACAGGAUUGGUACUGGCAGCUACUUUAGUGGGAGCUGCGGUACUAUCAUCAACGGCCCUCUGGUCUACCCGGCUGGUAUGCCCAUCAAGACCUGCUGCAGUGAGCCGGCUGUUACUGUCCUAGCGACAGCCAACACUCCUACGGCGGCCGUUCAAACAACCUAUGCCUUGCUUGAUCCGUUGACUGGUCUUCUGACUCACCACCCAACUACCAGACUCUCGGAGCGUUCGAACCUUCUGCCUUCCAGUGAGGUUUGUCUCUCUGGUGAAGCCUCUUUCGAUCCGACCGGACAGCUAUCCAGUGGCAGCACACAGCCUCCCCCACAGACACAGCAUGUUCUACAUGUGGCAGCCGCCUAUGCCACUCAACUAAAUCACAGCGAUUUGGCUUCGGCUGGGCUAACCGCAAAGACAGCCAGUGCCGCUUUGGCGAGUCCGCCACGGCCUGUCUACAUACAGCCGAGUGCAAUCGCCCUGACAGCGCUCCCAGCUCAGCUUACCCAACAACGCUAG
This is a messenger RNA of Protopolystoma xenopodis, 651 nucleotides long. The record is from the annotation of a GenBank genome assembly. NCBI's taxonomy places the organism in Eukaryota, Metazoa, Platyhelminthes, Monogenea, Polystomatidea, Polystomatidae.